This is a messenger RNA of Epinephelus moara (kelp grouper), 2106 nucleotides long. It is a transcript of the gene rab20, whose product is annotated as RAB20, member RAS oncogene family. Bases 8 to 781 code for a protein of 257 amino acids. Gene Ontology annotation, cellular component: endomembrane system. The transcript is spliced from 2 exons. The record is from RefSeq and is a predicted model, not a curated record. Gene Ontology annotation, biological process: intracellular protein transport. Gene Ontology annotation, molecular function: GTPase activity; GTP binding. NCBI's taxonomy places the organism in Eukaryota, Metazoa, Chordata, Actinopteri, Perciformes, Serranidae.
GUCGAAGAUGAAGAAGCCCGACGUGAAGCUUGUUCUCCUGGGAGACAUGAACGUGGGGAAGACGUCGCUGCUCCACAGGUACACGGAGAGGAAGUUCAAAGACACCAUCAGCACCGUCGGAGGGGCGUUUUUCCUCAAACAGUGGGGACCUUACAACAUCUCAAUAUGGGACACUGCUGGUCGUGAACAGUUCCACGGGUUGGGCUCCAUGUACUGUCGUGGAGCAGCCGCUGUCAUUCUGACUUACGACGUCACCAACUGGCAGAGCCUGUGUGAGCUGGAGGAGCGCUUCCUGUCCCUCACUGAUACCGCAAACCAUGACUGCAUUUAUGCUAUAGUGGGCAACAAGGUGGACCUCACAGACCCUAAAGCCCAGCUGUGCCAGGACUCAGAUGUGGCGUCUGAGGACCAAACUGAGUGUGAGGAGGAGAGGACAGAACCACAGGUGCCGUCUGCUUGCCCCACACCCCCCGCCUCCCCUGCAUCCCUCUCUUGGGUGACGGUGCAAAAACAGGUUACGCCCGAGGAUGCAGCAGCUCUUUAUGUGAGAAUACUGCGCUACAAAGGCCUGGAGGAGAAGAACAGCCUGCCUGCAGAGAAGAUGUGUUUCGAGACGAGCGCCAAGACGGGCUACAAUGUGGACAAUCUGUUUGAGGCACUGUUUGAUCUGGUGCUGCCUUCCAUCCUGAGGAAGAGAAAUGAGAACCAGGAGUCUCCAACGGUGGACCUGGAGGAGUGCAGGGGGGGCGGCAACAAGAAGGCCAAAUCUGGCUGCUGCUAGAGGCUGCUACCAGCAGAGACUUGUUUUUAACAAAGGACAAUCCAGAGAUUGGUCUGCGCACCAAAAACACACUGUGACGGUACUACUUACCUGCCUUGUCUUAGAACCAAUAGCAUUAAUGACCUCCCGGUAACACAAACACACACUUAUGAUUCUGUGAAGACUGUCAGAAGUAGCAGUCAGCGUUCAAAGGUCCAACCUUUGUGUGAUUUAGUGGCGUCUAUUGACAGAAAUGGUAUAUAAUAUUCAUUACUAUGUUUUCAUUCAUUUAAUAACCUGAAACUAUGAAUCAUUGUUUCCAUUACCUUAGAGUGAGCUGUUUAUAUCUACAUACGGAGCAGGUCCUUUUCCACGGAGUGCACCAUGUUGUUUCUACAGUAGCCUAGAGCUAAGAAACCAAGCUCUAGAUAAGAGCUAUUUGCAAUUAUGCAAUGGCUACCCUAGUUAUCUGACACACUUGUCGUGAAAUUUCACUGGGGACUGGACAUAUGGUAUAUGAUGGUCGGGAGAGUUCGCUUCAUUCCUCAAGCUCUCUUAGCUUUUCAAGUUUAAUAAAUACAUUAUAUAAACCCACAAAAUGUUAAGGAAAGUAAUAUUUUAGCAUCCACUUUCCUUAUUUAACAGCGAAAUACAACCGUACACCUUCUGAAUUCAGGUUUCUCUAACUCGUAAAACACACAUGACUUAGUUAGUCUUGUUAGUUGUCUGGUUAGUCCACUGUUCCAACUAUCACCAACUCUGGCGUUGUCGAAAUAAAGAACCAAUCCACCAUUAGAAGUGAAAAUAUGCGGUUUUUCUCUGCUGCUGUUGCGGCUGUUUACAGUCCUGUAACGUUAUCCCCACCACUCACAGUCGCCAUGUCUGUCCGUUCAUCUGCCUGUUUCACCAGUAGAGACCGAUGUCUGGUGGCACGUGCUUUCAGUUCUGUAAUCACACCACUAGAUGGCACUAAAUCCUACUCACUGGACCUUUAAUGCAGUGAAAUAAACGCUUGUCGCGCACUCUCUCUAUGCUUAGAAACCUUCCACCCAAUGACUGAAACCGCUCUUGUAUUCCAAAGACGUGUCUGUGGUCAAAUAAUACACUUAAGAAGUCAAUCACUGCUUUUUGUUUAUGUUUUAAAUGAGAAUGUCACAAAUUUAACAGCACUAAUUGUUUGGUGGGUGGCACAUGAUUGUAGUUGUACUCUAAGGUUUCCACAAAUCACACUUCGUUGUUUUCUUUUAUACUCUGUUACUGUUAUUGAUACUGAUCUUUAUAUUUUAUUGGCACAUUUGGAACUUUUCAAUGAGAGUAAAUAAUGAAUAAACCUGUUGAAUUUUUAA